Aspergillus thermomutatus is the source of this 1671-nucleotide messenger RNA. RefSeq names its product alpha-glucosidase. The coding region runs from base 1 to 1671 and encodes 556 amino acids. The record is from RefSeq and is a predicted model, not a curated record. Gene Ontology annotation, molecular function: alpha-amylase activity. NCBI's taxonomy places the organism in Eukaryota, Fungi, Ascomycota, Eurotiomycetes, Eurotiales, Aspergillaceae. The transcript is spliced from 8 exons. Gene Ontology annotation, biological process: oligosaccharide catabolic process.
AUGUCUAGCUCAGAUUUUCAUCCGAUCAACACUGACAGGGCGCAGAGCCCUGAUGCACCAAACGAAUGUGAAGAGUCAGACAGUCUCGACAAGCUGCGUUGGUGGCAGAAAGCAACCAUUUAUCAGGUGUUGAUUCAGAGCUUUCAAGACACCGAUGGCGAUGGCAAAGGGGACAUUCGCGGAGUAGUUGAACGCCUCGACUAUUUCGUCGCGCUCGGUAUUGAUGUUGUCUGGGUUUCGCCUAUUUAUGAAUCGCCAAUGCGGGACAUGGGGUAUGACAUUAGUGAUUAUCGAAAGGUUAAUCCAAUCUUUGGAACCAUGCAGGACAUGGAGCUUCUGAUACAGGAAACACAUCGAAGAGGACUCAGGUUGAUCCUGGACAUCGCUCUCAAUCACACUGCAACUGAGCACGAAUGGUUCCAAACCUCCCGAAGAGCUCGAAAAGAUCCCAGCCUAGGUAAGCGAGACUGGUAUUUUUGGAGCGAAGGGAAGCUCGAUGAGUUUGGCAACCGUAUACCUCCAAAUAACUGGGAGAGUACUUUUACCGGUUCGACUUGGGAGUACGACGAGGUGGCAGGCGAGUUCUGUGCGUACUUCCUCAUUCUUUUGUCUGAAUAUAUGGGGCUGACUGGAGAGCAAGACCUACACAUAUUUGGCAAGAAUCAACCCGACCUAAAUUGGGAUUGCGAGGAAGUGCGAAAAGAACUGUACAGUGUGUUGAGGUUCUGGUUAGACAAAGGAGUGGAUGGAUUCCGGCUCGACACGAUGAACUUAGUGUCCAAGACAUCAUCCUUCCCAGAUGCUCCGAUCUCGAAGGAAGGUUCAAUAUGGCAGCCCGCAAAUUACUUGUUUGCAAACGGUCCUCAUAUUCAUGAGUACUUGCAGGAAAUGCACCAGGAAGUGUUCUCCCAUUAUGACUGCAUGACCCUGGCAGAGAUGUCCUGCGGCGUCUCUCCUCCUGAAGCUGUUCGAUAUACGUCACGAUUCAAUCCUCGUCCUGAACUGGACCUGGUCAUUCAAUUCCAGCAUGUGGAGCUCGACUGUCACGAUGGCGACAAGUGGAUGCUGCGGGAAUGGGAACUCCCCGAAUUGAAACGAAUCAUCAACGAGUGGCAGGAAACGUUGAUCGAUAACGGUGGAUGGAAUACAGUCUGGAUGGAGAAUCACGAUCAGCCAAGAGGCGUCUCCAGGUUCACUACCAACAGUCCGCGAUUUCGGGCUCUCUGUGCCAAAUUGCUGGCUCUGUGGCAGUUCACGCUCCAGGGCACCAAUCUCAUUUUCCAGGGGCAGGAACUAGGGAUGAUCAACCCGGGACUCUUUUCAGAAGAAAUGAAUCAAGACAUCGAGACGGUCCAAUAUUGGAAAGCGGCUUGUGAAGAGGCAGGAACUGAAGCACCACACAAGCUCGAGUUGGCCAAAAAGGCCAUCAUACAGAAAGGUCGCGAUAACACUCGGAUACCCAUCCCAUGGACUGAGGAUGCCCAUGGGGGAUUCACAGCACCGACAGCCAAACCGUGGCUUCCUGCCUUUGAUCACGGCGCAGAAUGGUCCCACGCCAGCCAGAGACACAGUCCUGACUCAGUCUGGUCAUUCUAUCGCUCUCUGAUCACCAUGCGCAAGGCCAACCCGACUCUGGCAAGCACACCUUUCAAAGCUGACCACAUCCUCUGA